Messenger RNA from Capsicum annuum, 805 nucleotides. RefSeq lists its product as uncharacterized. NCBI's taxonomy places the organism in Eukaryota, Viridiplantae, Streptophyta, Magnoliopsida, Solanales, Solanaceae. The transcript is spliced from 2 exons. The coding region runs from base 78 to 404 and encodes 108 amino acids. The record is from RefSeq and is a predicted model, not a curated record.
UUUACAUAACAAAAGGACAUUCUCUCUCUCCUCUCUCUCUCUAUAUUUUUACUGGACAUUGUUUUUGAGUGAAAAAAAUGGUUGAAUAUUCGAUUAUGGAGAUGAAUCUUGAAGAACAAUUAGUGGAUAUUGAGGAAGCGAAAGGUGAUGAAAAACCAAGAGAUCAAUUGUUUCUUGCAGAGCUGAAUCUUGUUCUUAUUCUAUCAUUUUUUUCAUUAUCAUCUGAAGAAAGAAAAUUAGAAAAAUUGGAGAUUGAUAAUGACAAAGAUCAUCAAGCACACAACGUUAUUUCUAAACUAAAUUCGAAAAAACGAGGAGGAAUCAAUAAAUACAGGACUACUGAACAUGAAUUUCCUAGGUUUCAGACCAAGAUUAAGGAUUGCAGACACUGCAGAAGAAUGUGAAGAAUAACAUCUAUGGCCAAAGCAAGCUGAAAGAAACUCCCACAAGAAAAAGGUCCUUUCAAUUUAUGGAUCGAGGAAAAUGACGAGACAAAGAGAGAACAGAAGGAAAAAAAAGGGAGGUAGAGAAAAUGAAAGGCAUUUGUAUUCAAGUUUACAAAUGCAUUAUGCAUUUCUACUUUAACACUUAGGUACUAUUUUGUUUUCAGCAUUAAUAGAGCAAUACAUUGCAUAGCAGCCACAGUUAAAAAAGUACUUCGUACGAGAUAAAAAAAAGACACUAUGUAGCCUCGUAUAACCACAAAGAUGCAUUUGCAAAUCAAAUGUACUAAUAUUUACUCUUCAGUUUGUCAACAUAGAUCAAGGCUGUUUCAGUCUGCAAAUACAGUCAUUUCCUCUUGAUU